UUCCCUAACUGCAUUUCCCGCUUAAAUAUUUUCUUUAUGGCAAUUUUGGUUAAUAUUCCGUUAAGCUUUACAUUCCCCGACGCACUUCUAUGUCAAUUAGCGUUUAAAUUCGCAUUUCGACUUGGCCAUAAGCUACGCUCCCCUCCAAAAAGGCCACUUGCCAUCCCCCAUUUUCGAUUUUUUUCUCCCCGCCUGAAAGUAUUCCACCUGGCUGGCUGUGCGGAUGAAAGUGGGUUAGUCACAUAUUUGAGCUGGCACAGGGACAGACGCCAGCUGCACAAACUGACCCACAUCCUGGCUGUGUGGCUAUAUAGCUAUAUGGCUACAUGGAAGCUUUAUCCACUUUAGCUUCCCCUUAAUUAGUACUUCGUCGGUCAUCGCUGAAACCGCUGUUAUUUUGGGCGAGAGAUAAUGGAAUGGAAACUGCUGCUGAUAGUCCUGCCCUGGCUGCUCGUCUGCAAAAUUUUUUAUAAGGUCGAGGACUUUACGGAGCCUGAUGUCGUUUACCAAAGCAUUGACUAUCAUCCCGAGGACUACAUCGACUCCUUCACCGAUUUCCAGAAGCAUGACUACUUUCAGUAUUGAGAGUAUGCUAGUGUUACCUUUUUGUUUAUAUUUUUUUGUUUGUUAAAAAGUCUUGAAGAAAGCGUUGUGUUUGUUGAAUAUUAAUUCUCCGCAUAUAUAAUUUUAUCUGUAAUAAACUUAUGAGCAAAAUUGGAACGUCAUGUUGAAAAACAUGAUCUUGCUCAAGUUUGGGUUGCAUUUAUCUGUGUGAUCAAA
Molecule: messenger RNA, 780 nt
Organism: Drosophila simulans
Lineage: Eukaryota; Metazoa; Arthropoda; Insecta; Diptera; Drosophilidae
Gene: ng4
Product: protein new-glue 4
Exons: 1
Coding region: 412-585 (57 amino acids)
Source: RefSeq, a predicted model, not a curated record